UAAGCAUUCUACCUUGUGUUUAUGCACUUUGUUUUGCUCCUAUAUUAUUAGUAUUUUUUUAAGGGGAAAAAAAACUAGUUUUUCUUCAUUUCACAGUAAUGGAAGAUAAUCAAGGCCAAGACCCUAAUAGUCCAAGCAACCAUGCCACCGAAAGAAGCGAACCGGUGAGGUCACGGUGGACUCCAAAGCCAGAGCAAAUAUUGAUACUUGAGUCCAUCUUUAACAGUGGAAUGGUAAACCCACCAAAGGAUGAAACUGUGAGAAUAAGGAAACUUCUAGAAAAAUUUGGUUCUGUUGGUGAUGCAAAUGUCUUCUACUGGUUUCAAAACCGACGAUCAAGAUCUCGCCGCCGGCAACGCCAGAUGCAGGCUAGUCUGGUUGCAGGAGAGCAAACAAAUAAUCAACAGGCACAAGCUAGUGGUGGUGCAAUUCAAUAUAAAGGUUGUAACACUUCUAUUGGGUUUGCAAAUUCUCCUUCUUUUGUUCAAUCCCCGUCUUCUUAUCUUGUUGGUUCCUCUUCUUCUUAUGGAGUUGUUGAUGAAGAUCAUGGUGGAGAGAGUCUGUAUUCUUUCUCUAAUCAAAUGGCCUUUCAAGAAGUGGAGCAAACCUCUGGUGUAACUUCAAUUUUAUACCCAUCGGAGACUUCUAAUUUGCAUUACCAAACUGCUGGAUUCAUCACAGUUUUCAUCAACGGGAUUCCCACAGAAGUUCCAAGGGGGCCACUUGACAUAAAAGCAAUGUUUGGUCAAGAUGUAGUGUUGGUCCAUUCUUCUGGAGUGCCAGUACCCACUAAUGAAUUUGGGUUUCUAAUGCAGAGCUUGCAUCAUGGUGAAAGCUAUUUCCUGGUAAUCAUCUCUGGAGCAUAACUAUCCACUUGUGUGUUUCAGAGGCUUCCGAAGUCAAUUUGAACUUCUGAUCAUCUUUUUAUCCUUCUGAUCUUUCUUUCCUGUCUUCUGCUUCCCUCUUCUCCUUCGUCUUUGCCUUUGUAGUGCUUUCUCUAGGUGGAAGCUUGCUGUGGAGUAGUUUUUAGUCUAGUCAUUUAAUUAUUACCACUUUCUCAUGUUCAAAUUUAGUUAAUUCCUCACUUACCAUUUCUUGCUUAAGUUAGGCAGGAGAGAAUUUUUGGAAUUCCAUGAAAAACUCUCUCCUCUCUUGGUGGGACGAUUUUAUUUUUUCUUUAAUCAGUUCAAGAUUACAUAAGAUUGAUUAGUACUGUUUACAGUUGGCAAUUCCAAUGAAGUAUUAGUUUAAGGUUGCCAUUAGGGUUUCUAAGCAAGGUUUAGCAGUCCAUUAAUGCAUUUAAAAUUACGUUAUGAGAGUCCCUACGCUAUCUCUCUCCUAUAUAUUCCUUUUCUUCUUGGAUGCUUCAUGAAACAUACCUCAAAGAACUCAUUAAAAU
Populus trichocarpa (black cottonwood) is the source of this 1399-nucleotide messenger RNA. RefSeq names its product WUSCHEL-related homeobox 11. Gene Ontology annotation, molecular function: DNA-binding transcription factor activity; DNA binding. The transcript has 2 exons. Gene Ontology annotation, biological process: adventitious root development. Bases 99 to 866 code for a protein of 255 amino acids. The record is from RefSeq and is a predicted model, not a curated record. NCBI's taxonomy places the organism in Eukaryota, Viridiplantae, Streptophyta, Magnoliopsida, Malpighiales, Salicaceae.